AUGUCCGGUGCUCGAAAUUACGACGCCCUCAGCGACGCGGCACGCAGGCGAUGGACAUAUACGGGCCCGGGGCAGUUCACCGUGCCGGUGUUCUCCGCAUCUCCUACCAGCCCAGACUUCGCACCUCUCACCGCGAGCGCGUCGCACAACUCCCGAAUGUCUGGCCUCACCGAUAAUACGCUGUCCAGUCCUGCCUCGAGCGCACUCAAUACACCGGAAAUGACGAGGUGGACGACUCUUCCCGCCUCUCCAACGGAGAGCAAUCACCUUCGGGCGUCCUUCGGUGCCGGUGACGAGACGCAAUAUUCGCCGAAUGCCUUCACGGGGAAGAGCGGAGCUCAUGCCCCUCGCUAUGAAGCCGGGGUGCCCCUGGCGAAGCAGUCGUCCUCCCCUUUAAUGCGCGAUCGCUAUGGGUCUCCAUCCCUAGACGCUCCGCUCCUGAACAUCAUCCCUGGUCUGCCCCCUCUCAAGUUCCCUCUCCCGGUGUUCUCGUCGCGCCACGGACGUUAUGAUUCUCUCCCGGCACCACCCUCCCCGUUGUCUGAAUCUUGCUCGCCACCGGCCUCGUUCACCAUCCCGUCCCCGAGGGAGGAAUACUCCCCGUCGUUUUCUCCAUCAGCUGCUCCCUCGCCGUCUAGCAUUGCUACAGAUUUCUUCCCUAUAGAAGAAGCGACUCCCCAGCCUUCACCGCAGCUGACUAUCCCGUCUCUCCCCUCGAGCACGUACGUCUCCGACGCCGAUUCGCUCAUUUUGCCUCCCUCCGAGAGCGCCGAUGCUCAUGUCCGCCCCACCUUCGUGCACGCCUCUACGUCGGCCUCACAAAUGGACGCUUUUGCGUUAGCGGCUGCCGUAGCCGCAUCACCCUCACAGUCGUCCCUGUCGCUCCCAACUUCAUUCCAGUCACAGUUCGCCUCCGGGACCUCCGCCGCCUCCUUCAACACGCCACUAGCCUCGCCAGCUCGGGUAGUCCGCCCCUACGCUCCGCGGCAGCCGUCAUGCACAACGCAAGCCUCCACAGGCCAUCGCGCCGGGACUACUCGUAGUGUUGGCUUCGCUGAGCUAGUGGCCGAUGACGAUUCUGAUACCCCUGGAAUUCGGUCUCGCGAUCGCAUGGACGAAACCCGGUGGCGGCGCCGCUCUGCCCCGCCACCUAUCGUGAGGCGAAGUCCUCGCCCUCUGGUUUCCAAAACAAUCAGCAGCAGGGUGGACGUUGGUUCGUCACGAAGGCUUCGAUCUGCCAAAGAGCCGGUGUUGGGCAAGAUGCGGAAAAUCGGGGAACGGAUACGAGGCCUGUUCAAGAACAAGGAUGCCAGUCCGGUGAAAGCAAGAAGUAGCGGAUUAGAUCCUAUUCAGCCCGCCCUCGCAUACGGGCUUAUGACGACGACGACCGCCGUUACGAAUGUGGAGUAUGAAUCCGAACAUCCUAUCCCGGCACCCAGUCCCCGGGCCAAGAUGAUGCGGAAUCACCGUCGCUCCCUUCCCUUGCCAUCUCUUCUUCUGCCGUCGAGCGCAGAGAAUAUUGCUUCGGCAAUAUUUAAACGUCCGUCUGCGCACCGUGCCGGUAGCUCUUGGCUCCCUCAGGAAUCUUCCGAGGAUGCCGAAGAGCUUUCUUCGCGAGACGAACGGUCGUCUUACACUCCCACUCAUUCCCCUCGCACACCGAGGCCACGGCGGCAACGCAAUGUCACCGCAGACCAGAUCGAGGAAACCCAGGCGACGGCGCAGCCUGGCCUGAAGGCGAGAAGGUUCUCUUUGUCCUCCGCCCUGCCCAAGUCACGUCUCGACUCGCUACGUUUGACUAUGCUGCCCCGUCCGAGUCCGCCUCUACCCUCGAUGCCCUCACAUUCUUUUCACGACAACGUUCCUCUAUCCUCAUCGUCACAACUCGCAGAUCGAACGCCAUCAGCCGAUGAAUUCGGCAGCGGCUACUGGGGAGAGGAGCUCCCAAGUGUCCAGAUCACCCGCGGUAGCCCAGAUCUCUAUUCCGUCGAUGCUUCUCCGAGGAGAAUGCGCACUCAAACGGCACCCUCAGCCCCCCAGAUCUUCCCAGAGGAAGUAGACACGGUUAAUACCACCCCGAAGGCUAAGCGACCUCGCCGGUUUUCCCUGUCUUCGAUGAUGGCAAGACGGGCAUCCCGCAGUCGUAUCGGCGGGCGGACCUCAAUGCUGCCAAGUGCUCAUAUACCCCCAAUCCCCACCAGAGCUGUCCCAGAUCAGCCUAUCCGUCGGGCGCGCGGAGACACGAUCACGACGAUCACGCAGGGUGUCCCUUUCGACAUGGUUCAGCCCAGGCACGCUCUCGGCGACCAUGUCGAUCCCUCCACAGACGGCGUCCCUGGCAGUUACAGUCGGUUCAGCGUAUCCUCUACCAUCUCUAGUUCGCAUACCGGAUCCGCCUACUUCGACGCCCGGGAGCAGCUCAGCGAGGACAAUCACCAUUCUAGCUCUGAUGCGGACAGAUCUUGCUCGCCCGGGCUUGAGUCCGACCUAGACAGCAUGAGCUUUGCGCGCACGCCCGAAUACUGCAGCGGGACGUUCAGCUUCAGAUCCAGCGGAGACCGCCCCCGCUACCUCGACACCGACGAACUCUCCAUCCCCGGCUCCUACCACUUCAAACCGAGUCUGGUGGGCAAAUGCGCGAGCACCAGUGCUGUCUCUCAUCUGUUCAGCGAGCGUACGAGCGCUCCGGUGAAGACUCUGCGGUUCAGCCCGAGCUUGAGCCUGUCGUUCGACAGGUCGUGGUCGGACGACGGAGAGGGCGACGAUAACGAGAUUGGGAUGAUGGACCGGGAGGAGGACCGCGGAUUCAUGCGGGCACUGGGGUUCGAGUUCGACGAAAUCGCGCGGAGGGUUCGGGAGGAGCCAAUCUGA
Trametes versicolor FP-101664 SS1 is the source of this 2871-nucleotide messenger RNA. RefSeq lists its product as uncharacterized. The record is from RefSeq and is a predicted model, not a curated record. Bases 1 to 2871 code for a protein of 956 amino acids. The transcript is spliced from 3 exons. Lineage: Eukaryota; Fungi; Basidiomycota; Agaricomycetes; Polyporales; Polyporaceae.